UUUUCAUAGACUGGCUUUCCAAACAGGUUUCCUAGCAUCUUAGGUGAGUCACGGAUUUUUAAAGGGCGACCACAGAUUUAUGGGUUUAAACUUGUUAUGUUCCAGUUCAUUAAACACACCCUGCUGAUAGCCAAACGUUCCCUUCUUUAUACAGUGCAGCCCAUCUGGGCCAUGCCUGAGUCAGUCCCCAUGAGCAUUGCUUUGAUAUCUUUGUGGCCACUGGGUUCUCUAGCACAGAAAGACCUUCCAGGUUCAUCUUAUUCAUCCCUCCUCCUUCCAUCCAAGGCUGCCUUUUAGAAGAGUUUCUCUCGCUCCGUAAGCAAUUCGGUGUUCAGAGACCAAUGUGUGGACUUUAGGAAAACUUGUCGCUGUUCAGUUAAACCUCUGUGUCGAGGCUUUGUCAGUGGACAGAGCUAAGAAAUAUUUUGAUUAUUUUUAAGGCGAGAUAAGUAUAAACAGACACUUUUGGUUAAAUUCAGUUCCAUACUAUGUCUACUUAAUCUCAAUCAUGAUCGCUGCACCCCAAUACGCAGUAGUAGUCAGUCAUUCAAUUCCCCAUCCUCAGACACACAGCACUAGCUGGCAGGGCCAGUGCCAGCCAUGGUUGCUGAAAACAGUGCAGAAUUGUGUAAUAUUUUUACAGUUUUUGGAUUGUAUUUAUAUAUAGGCAAAACAGCAUUUUAAAAAAAAUUGGAAAUGAUUAAUAAAAACAAUGUUUUUGGUCCUUUUUGCUAGCAGGUUGAAAUGACUGGAUUUCAUAAUCACUUGUAAGAGUGGGCAGGUUGUGUUAUCCACUGAUAAUACAGGUCAGCUAGUGUUGUUUUUCUGUCGCUGUUAAGAAUUCUUAAAAUUUAGUUUUGUACGGCCUGGUAUGGUAAUACACACCUUUAACCUUAGCAAUCAGGCAGAGACAAGUGGAUUUCUGAAUUCCAGGAUGGCCUGGUUUAUAUAGAAUUCAAGGCCAGCCAGAGCUAUAUACCGAGACUCUAUUUCAAACAAGACAAAACAGCAGCAACAAUGAAACCACAGGGCUAGAGAGAUGGCUCAGAGGUUAAAAGCACUUACUCUUUCAGAGGACCAGAAUUUGAAACUUAGCACCGAUAUUGGAUGGCUCACAACCAUGUGAAACUCUAGGUACCCAAUGCUUUCUUCUGCCUCUGAAGACAUCCAUGCAUCUCUCUCUCCUUCCCUCCUGCAUCCCCUCCCUCCUUCUCUCUGACACACACAUACAUAAAAAUAAUAAAUCUUUUAAAAAUAGCUUAAUUUGGCAAUUACAAUGACAUGUAUGUGUCUCUAAAGCAAAUCUACAAACCCAGAUGUAUUCACUGAAGUCUAGUGUCUGCUCCUGUCUCUUCACCCCUUUUACACCCUCUGACUAAUAACAUAAUCAAAAACAAUAUAGUUAUCUUUGGUUUAAAGGUGUGUGUCACCAUCUCCUGGUAUUGUUUUUAGUAUAUAUAAUUUAUAUAUGAAAUAUAAAUAGGAUAUCUCAUAUGUAAAAACACAAAAUUACUGGGCAUGAUAACACAUACCUGUAACUUUAGAACUUGGGAGAUAGAAGCAGGAGUUCAAGGCCAGCCUCAGCUAAAUGAAACUCAGUCUCCAGAAGAAAUAAAGCCAAACAAACAAACAAGCUUCAUAAGCUCCUGGCUCCAUAUAAACAAGAUAUAAAUUAUCUGGGCAUGGUGUCACACACCUGUAAUUGCAUCCCACUGAGGCAAAGGAGCAUGAGUUUUAGACUAGCCUAGGUUAUACAGUGACAUCCUGUCUUUAAAACAUUAAAUUAAGGAAAAGUAUAAAAGUGAAAAGAAUAUAAAUUGUCUGGGUCUGGAGGCACAGGCAUGUUUUCCCAGGCUGACCCAGAGGCUAAUACCAGGAGAUCACAACUUCAGGGCCUAUCCUGUGUGAAAGUCAAAGGUAAAAGGAGGGCUUGGAUUGUAGCCCAGGGGUAGAACACUUACUGAGCAUGUGUGAGGUACCAGUACACUCCAUCAAACCCAUAUACAUACAUACCUACAUAUACACAUACAUACAUGCAUACAUACAUAUGUGUAUCCACCCAUACAUACAUACAUAUACAUACAUAAACAUGUUUAGAAAUAGAUUUGUUUUUUUGUUUUCCUAAACAGGGUUUCUCUGUGUAGCCCUGGCUGUCCUGGAACUUGCUCUGUAGACCAACCUGACCUCGAACUCAGAGAUUUGCCCACUUCUGCCUCCCAAGGGCUGGAAUUAAAGGUGUGCACCACCACUGCCUGGCCCAGAAAUAGAUCUUAGACACAGAAUGUCUUCUUGUUUCUUAUGGCUAUGCAGUGUUCUAUGGCACCAGAAUCCUUCCUUCAACCAGAGCCCUGCAGAUUGAAGUUUGAGGCUUAUAGGUUGUUGCCACUCUGGUCUGCACCACAAUGUUCACCCUAAAACAUUUGCUUGUCACUUUCUCACUGCCUGUGGCUGAUUCCCGGAUAAGGGGUUUUUGGGGUCAAAUGAUAAUUACAGCCCUCAUUUUGCUCAGCAUGGCCAAGUGCCCCCACUGGGGUUUGUAACAUCUUAGCAAUCAAUGAGUCAUACCAGAUGUCUCUCUGAGAUUGUCUCAGACUCCUGGACUUGUGCCCGUGUGAGGGAACAGUCAUGGUGCUGCAGAGAAUUGGUGAUUUGUAUCUGUCUUUUCUCGAUUGUGCUGGGGACCAUUUUCAUAUCUGUAGCAGCCCAUGUAACACAUCUUCUUCUGCUUCCAUUUCUAUCAUCAGCCACAUCUUGCUCAACCUCAGAGGAAGUGGCUCAGAGAGCUGGUGACCCGGGUAGAGGAAAGGGUGCUGUGAGAACCCUCAGCUCUGUGUUUCUCAAGAUGGCUGCCUCAGUUGUCUGUGAUACUGAUUAAGCCAACCUCUGGCCCAUCCAAGACACGUUACCUUAGUCUACCCAAGCAAAAGGCUGAUGUCCUGAUGGGAGAGAUAGAAAAGUCCCUCACAGAGGGACCAGCCCCUCUUAGCUAGUGUCAAGCUUCUGGGUGGUGACCAUUCCACUUGGAGCAGAGUGACAUGUUCACUACCCACAACCCUCAUGAGCUGGCUUGGUUUUGUUUUUGUUUUUCAAGACACCAUUUCUCUGUGUCGCCCUGGCUGUCCUGGAACUCACUCUAGACCAGGCUGGUCUCGAACUCUCAGAGAUCUACCUGUCUCUGCCUCCGGAGUGCCGUGAUUAAAGGCAUGCGCCACCACCCCUCGGACUGAGCUGGAAUUUUUCCUCUAGUCUGAGAUCUCUGCCACAGUUCAGGACCUGUAGGCUUUCUUCCAGCAGCCUGUCGGGAUUCUGGAUUAAGGGGGUAACUAGAGGGGCCCUCAGACUAGAGGUGGGUUGAGUGGGGAAAACUCUGCCAGAAAGGUAUGACGUGUUCAUGAAACUCCCUUGAGACAGUGGGUGGUUAGAGGGUUGUGGUGGGAGACAGCAUCCCCAGCAGUGGGGCUCAUGUGAGGUCAGAAGUCAGCCUUCCAGUCAGAGAAAGGGGAAGGAGGACAGAGAGUGUGAAUAAGCAAUUCAAAGGGCGACGAGGCUCUGAAGAGGCAGGAACCCUUCGGCCUGGAGAGCACCCAAGGUCCUAUCCCACUGUCCCGGAGGGAGUCCCAGAUGAGUGUGCGGCAGCACUGAAACUGAGCGGCACUUUGGGAGGGCCCAUCUGGAGCAGAAGAGCGCUGCCUGAGGUGUCGUCAGAAGUGGCAGGUACCAGCUUCCCUUCCAGAAAUCCCCAGUUUUUUAACCCAGCCUCAGGACUGGGAAAGCAGUGCAGGCAGUGGGGGCGGGGAGCUGCCACCUCUCUGUUGAUGUCGUCAAUAAGCCCCACAGCCUACUCAGCUUACAGGCAGGCUGCUUGAGACACACAGUCUGCUGUGAGGCUGGCCGUCCUCAGCCCCCCCGCGAGAAACAGCUCCAGGACCAUGAAUGCAACUUGCAACAGCGACAACCUGUGGCCUAAUGCGCUCUACUACGUCUUUGGCGUCUACUUGGUCUUGCUGCUGGUGCUGGGCCUGCUGCUCAACGGCCUGGCGCUCUGGGUGUUCUGCUGUCGCAUGCGCCAGUGGACGGAGACCCGCGUCUACAUGACCAACCUGGCUGUGGCUGACCUCUGCCUGCUCUGUUCCCUGCCAUUCGUGCUACACUCCCUGAAACACACUUCAGAUACACCAGUCUGCCAGCUCUCACAGGGCAUCUACCUGGCCAACAGAUACAUGAGCAUUAGCUUGGUCACUGUCAUUGCCGUGGACCGCUACGUGGCAGUGCGGCAUCCCAUACGCGCCCGUGAGCUGCGGUCCCCAAGGAAGGCUGCCGCAGUGUGUCUGGCCCUCUGGGUGGUGGUGCUCUCUUCCCUGGUAGUGCGCUGGCACCUGGGGCUGCAGGAGGGUGGCUUCUGCUUCAGGAACUAUGGCCGGCACGGUUUCAGCACUAUUGCCUUCUCACUGCUGGGCUUCUACCUGCCCCUGGCCAUCGUGGUCUUCUGCUCUUUGCAGGUUGUGACCGCGCUGGGGCAGAGGCCGGCCACUGAUGUGGUGCAGGUAGAGGUCACCCGCAGGGCCACCCACAUGAUCUGGGCCAACUUGGCAGUGUUUAUCAUCUGCUUCCUGCCACUGCAUGUGGUCCUGACAGUGAAGUUCUCCCUGGGUCUGAGCACCUGUGCUGCCCACUUCACCUUUAGCCGUGCCCUGUCCAUCACAGGCAAGCUCUCAGAUGCCAACUGCUGCCUGGAUGCCAUCUGUUACUACUACAUGGCCAAGGAGUUCCAGGAUGCAUCCAUGUCAGCCCUGUCCUCCAGUACUCCCCACAAGAGCCAAGAUUCUCAGAGCUUGACCCUCACCUAGAAGCAAGCAUGCGCCAUGGACCAGAGGAACCUGUGAUAUUAUCAAGGAGCCCCCAAAUCAUCCUGAACCUGACGUGGGUUUUGAACACUCUAGGAAGCUCAGGCGGCCUAGAGAGAUUGUAUCUGCUCCCCUGAAGAGACCAGAGGACUGAGACUAAAGACCAACUUGAAGGACCCUGGAACCUGCCACCUUGGACCUAGAACCCCCGAGGCACCAGAAUGGGGCCUUGAUGGCCAGCCACUGGGUUUAGAACAGAGCUCUCCCCUGGACACACCUGACAGGGCCCUCGGUGUCACCCAGAUGCAAGUGGUGAGAUGUUAAGAAGAAACAAAGAGCUCAAAGAGCCAGGAGAUCUCUUCUGAGAGGACCGUCUAAUGGCUGCCUCCUCUAGAGACCUCCAGACUUCAUGCUUCCUGUAGGGGUAGGCAGGAGGGCAGUGGCUGUGGUCUAGAAGGUUGUCCUCUAUGGCACAUGGCUGUCAGUGUUGCUCAGGCUCCGUAUUUGGGGGGUUCCAGUUCAGGAGACUUCUUGGUCAUAAAGCAAUGCUCAACAUAGUAGCACGCUGCUGUUGAAGCCCUGAGCCUCUUGGUGAUGUUUCCAUUUUAUAGUAGGCCUGUUGAUCAUAGGGUCAAAGGCUGUGGUGGUAGUCUGCUGGAGUUUGUUGUUAGGAAGAUUGACAUUUGGCCUGGUACCUGCACUCUCUGGGGAUGUGGCCUGUAAGGAUCGGCUUCAAAGCCAGCUCAGGGGCUGGAGAGAUGGCUCAGAAGUUAAGAGCACCAGCUGUUCUUCCAGAGGUCCUGAGUUCAAUUCCUAGCAACCACAUGGUGGCUCACAACCAUCUAUAAUGAGAUCUGGCGCCCUCUCCUGGUAUGCAGGCAGAACACUAUAUUCAUAAAUAAACCUUAAAAACUAGCAAAUUAACAAACAAACCAAAGCCAGCUCAGAGCCAGAGCACAUUUGGAGGUGUUCAUAGUUCUGGCCUUUCUCCCUUUGAGCUUUAUCUUUUGUCUUGAUCCAAAUGCUGCAGCCAGAGCCCCACCAACUGGGAGUUCCUCUCCAGACUCCAGACUCCCACUUCAUCCUGCUCUUAUUGGUACCUCUUUUGUAUGACCUUUUCUGCAGAAACCAAACGUCUGUUUGCCCUCCAGACACCAAAGAAAAAAUUCUACCCAAAUCCAGACAAGUGAACCAGUUUUCUGGAGUCACUUACCAAAGCUUGGUGACUCCAUCACUGAGAAGCCUCACUCAGUGUGGGUGACAACUCACAAAAACAGCACCACUAGAUGACCAAUCCCUAGGAAAUGUCCACCUCGUAUAGACCUGGAUACCCGCUCCAGACAAGAUGCAGAUGGGGGUCAGGGGGAGUGGUGGCUGGAACCUCAGGGCUGCUGACCCUCAUGUCCCUGUAAAAGGGAAUGCUAACAGCUUCAGGACCAACAUCAGUCUGUUUUCCACAGUAAUUUUGCUAAUUUCAUUGCCACGACUGUGGGCCAAGGUCUUCAGUGAAUCAUAGCAGCAGUGUUCUUGCUCAUGGCUGAUGAUCAUGCUAAGCUAGAGGAAAUGGCUUUCCUACCACACUUGACCGCUCUUCCUUCAGCUCCCCUUUCCACACUCUGCAAUAUUCUCCGAACCUUUGCCUUGGAAGGUAUGAUGUAUCCAUAUAUAUCUAUAUAUAAAUAUAUAAUAUACAUGUGUGUGACUGUGAUUCUUUUCUGAGUAUUAUGCCUCUAGACUAUAAGAACAGACACUUUCUCUAAAUGGCCUGACCACAGUAGAAGAAACAAAGGCUCAGGAGAGAAAGAAAUAGAUCAUUUGGGCCCCCCCCCCCAGCAUCUCCUAGUGUGUAGCAGUAGGCUCCCUGCCCACAACACCAGCAGAGCACCUACCUUUAUGAAGAUAGCCCUCUACCUUCCUCAUCCUCUUUGUAACCACAGUUUUUAGGACAUCCCAUGCUCCCAUAGGCUAGACUUGAUCAACUGUCAGGAUGCUGAAGAAAUGAAUGGGAAGUGAAGGACAGUAUCUUCACACAGAAGCUUCAAAGUUAGCAUGCUAAAAAAAAUAUGAAGCGGCAGUGAGAAGCCUCAUCUGGUGGAGGUGCUUUCAAUCAAGUCUGACAUUCUGAGUUCACACCCUGGAACCAGCACAACCACAAGUUGUGCUGUGGCCCCACACAUACGAUAGAUAGAUAGAUAGAUAGAUAGAUAGAUAGAUAGAUAGAUAGAUAGAUAGAUAGAUAGAUAACAGAUAAAAAUAGCAUAGUAGGAAACCCUGUAGGCAAAGAGGAAGAUUGAACCCCAUACCUACCACUACUGACCAAGGCCAGCUAGAACUGGUGAGAGCCAUUGGAGUGGGUGCUGGGACACUCGAGAGCAUCUGAAUAUGACCUCUGACUUGUUAAAAACUGCAUGUGACAGAGCAUUCGUGAGAAAGCUUAUGCUACACAAAUAACUUCCCCAAAGCACUCUGUGUGUACUGGUUGGUUUUGUUUUGUUUUGUCAAGAUAAGCUAGAGUCAUUUGAAAAUAAGGAACUGCAAUAGAGAAAAUGUUUCUGUAGGACUGGCCUGUAGGCAACCCUGUUUUCUUAAUGAUUAAGU
Molecule: messenger RNA, 7442 nt
Organism: Alexandromys fortis (reed vole)
Lineage: Eukaryota; Metazoa; Chordata; Mammalia; Rodentia; Cricetidae
Gene: Gpr35
Product: G protein-coupled receptor 35
Exons: 3
Coding region: 3930-4847 (305 amino acids)
Biological process (GO): phospholipase C-activating G protein-coupled receptor signaling pathway; positive regulation of Rho protein signal transduction
Cellular component (GO): plasma membrane
Molecular function (GO): G protein-coupled receptor activity
Source: RefSeq, a predicted model, not a curated record